Molecule: messenger RNA, 1392 nt
Organism: Tympanuchus pallidicinctus (lesser prairie-chicken)
Lineage: Eukaryota; Metazoa; Chordata; Aves; Galliformes; Phasianidae
Gene: DIO1
Product: iodothyronine deiodinase 1
Exons: 4
Molecular function (GO): thyroxine 5'-deiodinase activity
Source: RefSeq, a predicted model, not a curated record
CACUGCCUUUGCCCUCGCUGUCACGCUGUGGUCACUUUGAAGCAGCCAGACCUCAGGCACGAUGUUCAGCAUCAAGGUGCUACUACAGAAACUCCUGAUUCUUUUGCAGGUUACUCUGUCUGUUGUUGUUGGUAAAACCAUGAUGAUCCUGUUCCCCGACACCAUGAAAAGAUACAUCCUAAAGCUGGGAGAAAAGAGCAGAAUGAAUCAGAACCCAAAGUUCAGCUACGAAAACUGGGGGCCGACUUUUUUCAGCUUCCAGUAUUUGCUCUUUGUGCUGAAAGUGAAGUGGAGGAGGCUGGAGGACGAAGCCUACGAGGGACACCCUGCUCCCAACACACCGGUGGUGGCUCUAAAUGGGGAGAUCCGGCAGCUCUUGAGUUUCAUGCGAGAUAACCGACCUUUAAUCCUCAAUUUUGGAAGCUGCACCUGACCUUCAUUUAUGUUACACUUUGAUGAGUUCAACAAACUUGUCAAAGAUUUCAGCUCUGUAGCAGAUUUCCUUAUCAUCUACAUUGAAGAAGCCCACGCAGUAGAUGGAUGGGCCUUCAAAAACAAUGCUGUUAUUAAAAAUCACAGAAGCCUUGAGGACCGAAAAACUGCAGCACAAUUUCUUCAGCAGAAGAAUCCCUUAUGUCCAGUGGUUUUAGACACAAUGGAAAACCUGAGCAGUUCAAAAUAUGCAGCACUGCCAGAAAGACUGUAUGUACUUCAAGCAGGGAAUGUUAUCUACAAGGGAGGAGUGGGGCCUUGGAAUUACCACCCCCAGGAAAUACGCACCGUCCUGGAAAAAAUGAAAUAGAAAGAAGAGGACAUCAGAGCAAAGACCAUCUGGAUGUAAAAGCUCAAUGGAUCGGUUUUCAUAGACCUAAGAGUUAAAAAAAACCAAAAUCUCAAGAUACUAGAAACAACUAGAAAGAGAAUAAUGUAAGUGCAUUUGAAGACCAUCUGUAACGUGGUUCAUCAUCCGUGUGUCUGGAGAUGUUCAGGUCUGUCACAGCCACCUCAGCUGCUGUGCUUACGUCCAUCUUCCUGCACCACUGGAAUCCAUUGAGCUGUUAUGACUGGAUACCAACACCCACAUUCCUACGGUGCAGGACAAGCCUUAGGGGUGGUGCCAUUUGCAAGAGCCAAUGUCAUGCAAAACAACUGAUUUCACAUUAUUAAGUUUCUCUCUCUCUUGUAUACACACCAUUUUUCUAAACAUUCAGUUUCACUCACUUUAGAAGGCUUCUGAAUGAGACAAUCUCUUGACAUUUGUUUCUGUAGUAUUUGUUAUGACGGUCACAGCAUAAAGCACAGACAGCUGUGACCUGAUUUUGUAAAAUAUUGUUAGAAACAAAGGAUUGGUCUCAAUCAUGGAAACAAAUAAACAAACCUUUCAGACCACCA